UUGUUUUGAAAGCCAAAGGAAGGCAGAGAAAGAAGAAAGAGAAAUUAGAAUGGCAGCAUCAGCAAUGGCUUCUGUGAUCUUGAAACCAGCAGCUCCUUUCAGUUUUGAAAAAUCUUCAGUGAAAGGUCUUCCAACUCUCUCAAGGAGAAGCUUCAGAGUUGAGGCCAGUGGAGGCAAGAUCAAGACUGAUAAGCCAUAUGGAAUCAAUGGUGGAAUGAACCUCAGGGAUGGCCUUGAUGCCUCUGGAAGGAAGGCUAAGGGCAAGGGUGUAUACCAAUUUGUUGACAAAUAUGGUGCCAAUGUGGAUGGAUACAGCCCUAUCUACGACACAAGAGACUGGUCUCCAAGUGGGGAUGUUUAUGUUGGGGGCAGAACAGGGUUAGCAAUAUGGGCAGUGACGCUGGCUGGGCUUCUUGCAGGAGGAGCUCUUCUUGUCUACAAUACAAGUGCUUUGGCACAAUAGACCUACUUCUAAUAGCUUGUGCAUCUCUAUGUGUGGUUUCCUAUUUCCUAUGUAACAAUUUGGCAACUCUUUAUGUGCAUUUGCUGUGAACCCUUAUUAGCCAUGAUGAAUCCACUAUUUCUCAUAAAUUAGGAUCA
Messenger RNA from Manihot esculenta (cassava), 600 nucleotides. Its product is annotated as photosystem II 10 kDa polypeptide, chloroplastic. The record is from RefSeq and is a predicted model, not a curated record. Gene Ontology annotation, cellular component: thylakoid membrane; photosystem II; photosystem II oxygen evolving complex. Lineage: Eukaryota; Viridiplantae; Streptophyta; Magnoliopsida; Malpighiales; Euphorbiaceae. The transcript has 5 exons. The coding region runs from base 50 to 463 and encodes 137 amino acids. Gene Ontology annotation, biological process: photosynthesis.